GGCGAUGACUCUGGGGAGUGCUGCCGGGAAGAUGCCUAAAAAGAAGCGGGAGAAUCUGAGCGUGGCUCAGGAGAUAGAUGGACUCGAAGAGAAGCUGUCCCAGUGUCGGAGGAGCCUGGAGGAAGUGACUGGCCGCCUUCGCACAGAGGAGCUGAGCCCGGAAGCCAGGAGAGCGCUGGAGAAGGAAAAAAACAACUUGAGGAACAGAGCCUGCGGCUACGAAAGGGAGCUGAAGUCCCUCCGGAGAGAGAACUGUAAGAACACACUGCUGUCCGUAGCCAUCUUCUUGCUCAUUCUGCUCGUCUAUGCCUACUGGACCAUGUAGCCCUGCUGGUUUCCACCGCAAGCCACAGGAAGCCACCACGCUUUUGGAGACCGGGGCGAGAAUGGAAAGUCAGAUCCUCUUUCUGGACUCUUACCUGUUGCUUCCCCGAGAUGCCAGCCUGCCUGCCCAAGGACACUAGGAAGCCCCUGCCUCAUAUUCAAGCCUCCCAGCUUCUGGGGUCUGGACGUCUGCGGGGAAAUGACUCUUCCCAGGGAGAAUGGCGAAUAAAGAGUGUUUAGAAUAAAAAAA
This is a messenger RNA of Gracilinanus agilis (Agile Gracile Mouse Opossum), 574 nucleotides long. RefSeq names its product coiled-coil domain containing 167 (gene CCDC167). Bases 5 to 325 code for a protein of 106 amino acids. The record is from RefSeq and is a predicted model, not a curated record. The transcript has 4 exons. NCBI's taxonomy places the organism in Eukaryota, Metazoa, Chordata, Mammalia, Didelphimorphia, Didelphidae.